AUGGACGAUUUAGUCAAGAGGGUGCCUCCUUUCAAAGAGCUGAGACUUCCGUCCUUGUUCUCAGAUUUCACUGAGCUCCGGGAAAUCAACCCUGAGGGCUUUGCGGCUAACGUCGAUGCAUGGGCAACUCUACUUCUAGAGGGUCUUCGGUCUCAUUUUUUCAAAUCUUCUGUGUCAAUUGCUUCGGCUGGGCUCCCGCUGGAACUUUCGCUUCCCAGCCAUGGCGAACCCAAAGCGUUGGCGCUUGUGUUGGAGGAGCUCAUCAAAUCCAAGAAGUACAUUCCAUUGUCUAUCUACAAGGACACUUCGCCAUACUCUGCCCGCAGAUUAGCGGACUAUAUCUCACCAAUGAAGUGGCUCCUGGCGACCUGGGCUCUGAUGAAGCUUUCGUCGUUCAAAACCAGUUCCAAGACUGGACAUCUUGUUCCUGAGAGCUACAUUCACAUAGAUCAUCUCGCGGCCGUGGGUGACAAGAUCACAAAACUAGUGCUGCUGAGGCUAGACAAGGAAGGCGUUUAUUCGAGCAGGUUACUCGACGACGAGAUGUUUGCCGCUGUUGUGAGAGAAGUGCAUGACCAUAUCAGUGAUUCGGACAUUGAGGUGCUUUACACUUAUAUCUCGCGGGACGCUGGCAAGAUGACUCUUGUCAAGCAAAAUAGCAAGUCAAAUAAGAUCUACAUCAAGUUUGGCACCAGUGAGGCUGAGAUCUCCGAAGAUGAUAUCUCCAUCAUCAAGUUGAAGUCCAGCAUUCAAAGCGUCGCUCUGCGAACCGCUUUGUUGGAACAUCGUUUGGACGUGGAGAUUCCUGAGCGUAUCCAGCAUCUUCUCAAGCUAAAGGACUCGUCUCGUCAAGAAAGACUCAAAAAUGUACUCAUCCAAAAAGCUCAGGUCAAGAAGUCUCUUCUGAAGUGUCACCUGGCCUCUACUCAACUUGCAUCUGUAAUGGAAGCGAUUAAUGAUGCUCAAGGCAAUGCUUCAUUGUAUGAGACUUUGCAGUCUACCAAAUCAACACUUCUGUCUUUGAACGAGAAGGUAUCUUUGGAUGAGCUUGAUGAGCUUCAGGUCGAACUCGAUGAGGAGAUCGCUGCUACCAACACAGUCUCUGACGCUUUGGUUGUUCUGAAGGAUGGUGUUGAUGAAGAAGAAAUUGACGAUGAAUUGGAGAGAUUGGAGAAGGAAGAGAAGGCCAAGCUGGGCCAGAAGAAGGAGCCUUCACAACAGUCAAAUACCCCAGAAGAACUUCAGAAGAAGUUGGAGAACUUGAAUAUCAAGGAUACAUCACCACCCAAGCAACAAGAGAACAAAGAGGAGAAAGAGGCUCCUCAAUUAUUGCAUAGCUAA
Candidozyma haemuli is the source of this 1341-nucleotide messenger RNA. RefSeq lists its product as uncharacterized. The transcript has a single exon. Gene Ontology annotation, biological process: late endosome to vacuole transport via multivesicular body sorting pathway; vesicle budding from membrane. Gene Ontology annotation, cellular component: ESCRT III complex; cytoplasmic side of plasma membrane; multivesicular body. Bases 1 to 1341 code for a protein of 446 amino acids. The record is from RefSeq and is a predicted model, not a curated record. Lineage: Eukaryota; Fungi; Ascomycota; Pichiomycetes; Serinales; Metschnikowiaceae.